GAGAAAGGCCUGCAAGAUGGGGAAGGCCGAAGCCGCCGUUGCCUGCCAGGUGCCCAGUGAGCGUCUGCCUCUGCUCUCUCAGCCCGCUCCCAGCAGCGCCGCCUACCUGAGCCAGGAGGAGGUGGUGCAGCAGGCGAGGGCGGCCCCCUGGCAAGGGCUACGGACUGCCCUGCUAUGCCUCGUGGCAGCCCUCUUUGUCUGCAUGCUGGCCACGGCCCUGGCGCUCCUGCUCACGAUGCACCGGCCAGCCCCGCUUCUGAGCUGGUGGCAGAAAACAUCCUUCUACCGCCUGCCACCCGCCUCCUUCCCCGACUCCGACGGCGACGGGCAUGGAGACCUUGAAGGUGUGAGGCAUCUCUUGGACCAACUUGUGGAACUCCCCGCCCAAGCGCUUGUGCUGGGCGGUGUCCUCAAGGGAGACGGCGCCAAUUUGAGCAGUGUUCUCUCUACCCACGGCUCACUGGAACAACUGCAGCUGCUGGUGGCGGAUGGCCAUCACUCAGGGAUCCGAAUCCUCCUUGAACUCCCAACCUGGGCGGAAGAGCCAGACCUUGCGGCUGAGAGGAACGAGACAGGAUCGCAGCUGAAGGGGGCGCUGCAGUUCUGGCAGGCCCAAGGAGUGAGCGGCUUCCUGGUGGCCAAGGACCCCGCCUGGUGGCUAGAUGCAGUCCUGAAGGCCUGGAGUGAGCUGGAAAGACAGAGAGGGACGGAUCGGGGUGAGGAAAGAGUCCUGAUGGUCUGGGACCAGAGUGAAACCUGCAAUAUUUCCUGCCGGGUUCCAAGCAGGGUCAUCCUCACCUGCAACCUGCCAAGAAGCGAGAGGGAUCUGAAGGCCAGUGCCCUGACCCAGAGGGUGGAGGCGGCCCUGAAGUACCCUGGGGGGCCGUGGCCCGGCUGGACGGUGGCCGAGGGGUCCCCGCUGACUUCAGACUUGGAGGCGACACUCGGGGUUCUCCUGUUCAGCCUUCCCGGGACUCCUCUCUUGCAAGGUGGGGCGGGAUCCCCAGUUCCGCUGGGCAGCACCAUGAAGCCGGACACAAAUGGGCACCCUCUGACUGCCAUCUACCGAUCUCUUCUGCCACUCCGUGCAAAUUCCUUUGCGCUUCAGGGAGCCAGCUUUACCCCAUUGCCCUUCACCAAUCGCUCUGAGGACAUCUUUGCUUUUCUCCGCCCGGGCCCCUGCUCUGGCAUUGUGGUGGUCCUGAACUUUGACUCUCAGCCCUGCCAUCUCAACCUGAGCCAAACCAGCUUCCCAAGCCAUGCCAGGGUCCUCUUGAGCACCCGCCCGGAGCCCCAGAGCGAAGUCAAGAUGGAGGAAGUCCGGCUGGCCGCGCACCAAGCACUCCUUCUCAGGGUGCCCUCCAAGACAGGGCCCUGAU
Messenger RNA from Heteronotia binoei (common prickly gecko), 1379 nucleotides. RefSeq names its product 4F2 cell-surface antigen heavy chain-like. The record is from RefSeq and is a predicted model, not a curated record. Bases 17 to 1378 code for a protein of 453 amino acids. Gene Ontology annotation, biological process: amino acid transport. The transcript has 8 exons. NCBI's taxonomy places the organism in Eukaryota, Metazoa, Chordata, Lepidosauria, Squamata, Gekkonidae.